Leptonychotes weddellii (Weddell seal) is the source of this 2970-nucleotide messenger RNA. Lineage: Eukaryota; Metazoa; Chordata; Mammalia; Carnivora; Phocidae. The record is from RefSeq and is a predicted model, not a curated record.
AUGACUCCCCCAAGCCAUGGACAGAACGGGCGACCGGGACCAAUUGGAAUUCAAGGUCCAACAGGUCCACAAGGAUUUGCCGGCCCUAGUGGUUUAGCAGGGUUGAAAGGAGAAAGAGGCUCCCCAGGCCCCCUGGGACCAUAUGGACCAAAAGGAGAUAAGGGUCCCAUGGGAGUUCCUGGCUUUCUCGGCAUCAAUGGGAUUCCGGGCCACCCCGGACAGCCAGGGCCCAGGGGCCCACCUGGCCCGGAUGGCUGCAAUGGCACUCGAGGAGCUGUUGGAUAUCCGGGCCCUGAUGGCUAUCCUGGGCUUCUCGGACCACCCGGGCUUCCUGGUCAGAAAGGCUUUAAAGGUGAACCUAUCCUCACCCAAGGUACUUUCAAAGGAAUGAAGGGGGAGCCUGGGCUGCCUGGACUGGAUGGAAUAACUGGCCCACCAGGAGCACCCGGGUCCCCAGGAGCUGUAGGACCCAUGGGGCCACCAGGAUUGCAAGGUCCUCCAGGCCCCCCCGGCUUCCCUGGUCCUGAUGGGAAUAUGGGGUUAGGUUUCCAAGGAGAGAAAGGAGUCAAGGGAGAUGUUGGCCUCCCAGGCCCUGCAGGACCCCCACCAUCUACUGGGGAGCUGGAAUUUAUGGGAUUUCCCAAAGGGAAGAAAGGAUCCAAGGUAGGUGAAAAGGGCGGCAUUGGCCUGCCAGGCCCAGAUGUUUUCAUCGAUACAGAUGGUGCUGUGAUCUCAGGUUAUCCUGGAGACCCCGGGAUGCCAGGCCUCCCAGGACUUAAAGGAGAUGAAGGUAUCCAGGGCCUGCCUGGCCCUUCUGGCAUCCCCGGCUUACCGGCUUUACCAGGUGUCCCAGGUGCCCUAGGGCCCCAAGGAGUCCCAGGUCUGAAGGGGGACCAAGGAAACCCAGGCCGCACCACAGUUGGGACAGCUGGUCCCCCUGGCAGAGACGGUUUGCCAGGCCUGCCCGGCCUACCGGGCCCACCCGGUCCAGCAUUUGAGACUGGAACCCUACAGAACGCAGAGCCAGGCUUCCCUGGUCUCCGAGGAGAACGAGGUCCAAGAGGAAACCCAGGCCUCAAAGGAAUGAAAGGGGACUCGGGCUUUUGUGCCUGUGACGGUGGUGUCCCAAACACCGGACCACCUGGGGAGCCAGGCCUGCCCGGACCACCUGGCCUCAUAGGCCUUCCAGGCCUUAAAGGAACCAGAGGAGAUCCAGGCUCUGGGGGUGCACAGGGCCCAUCAGGGACUCCAGGUUUAUUUGGGCCUCCUGGUCCUGCGGGCCCCAAAGGAGAGAAAGGGGAACCAACUCUCAGUUCAAGAUCAGGGGUGCCAGGGGAGCAGGGUGAUCCUGGCCCCCAGGGGCUCCCUGGGGAGACUGGAGUCCCAGGCAAGGAUGGAAUACCAGGUUUGCCAGGUCUGCCAGGCCUCCCGGGUGACGGUGGACAGGGCUUCCCAGGUGAAAAGGGGUUACCAGGACUUCCUGGUGAAAAGGGCCACAGUGGUCCAACUGGCCCCCCAGGAAUUGGGCUGCCGGGCUCUCCUGGACCUCGUGGGCUUCCUGGAGAUCAAGGAAUUGAUGGAUUACCAGGGCAACAAGGCCUCCCUGGGCUUCCCGGUGAUUGCUGCUGCAGGGAGAGCGUUGGUAAAGGACACUUAGUCACAGAGGGAGGCAUCACCUUGCCGUGUAUAAUUCCUGGGUCCUAUGGUCCAUCAGGCUUACCAGGAGCUCCCGGAUUCCCAGGCCCUAAAGGGGCCCGUGGCCUCCCUGGGACCCCGGGCCAGCCUGGACUGCGUGGAAAUAAAGGAGAGCCCGGAAGUCCAGGAUUGGUUCACCUUCCUGAAUUGCCAGGAUUUCCUGGACCUCGUGGGGAGAAGGGCUUGCCCGGGUUUCCUGGGUUCCCUGGGAAAGAUGGCUUGCCCGGGGAACUUGGCAGUCCAGGUUUACCCGGUUCCAAGGGAGCCCCUGGUGACAUCUUUGGUGCUGAGGAUGGUGCACCGGGGGAGCAAGGCCUACGGGGAUUGCCAGGGGACAGAGGAUUUCCUGGAGACUCUGGCCUUCCGGGACCCAAGGGUUUGCUUGGGAAGUCGGGCCUGCUAGGCCCCAAAGGUGAACGGGGCAGCCCCGGCACACCGGGCCACGUGGGACAGCCAGGGCCCCCUGGGCUUGAUGGUCUAUUCGGCGUCAAGGGCAAACCCGGGCUCCCGGGUGCACCAGGCUUUCCGGGCCCUUCAGGACAUCCUGGAAAGAAAGGUGUAAGAGGCGAGACAGGUCCCCCUUCAUCAGCUGGAAAGAGAGGCCUGCCGGGGCUGAAAGGCCUUCCAGGAUCUCCAGGGCUGGUUGGCUUCUUGGGGAGCUCAGGCUUGCCAGGGAACACUGGGUUGCCAGGCCUGCCGGGUCCGAAGGGUGAGAAGGGGUCUGUUGGGCUGGCCGGUUUCCCAGGGAUGCCUGGUCUCCCUGGUAUUCCUGGCGCAAGUGGAUUAAAGGGCAUUUCUGGGUCAGCCGGAAGAGUGGGACCAUCUGGACGGGCCGGUAGUGCGGGUGAAAAAGGAGAAAGAGGCGACCCAGGGCCAGCUGGAAUACCCAGCCCAAGACCUCCCACACUGAACAUCCGGUUCAAAGGAGACAAAGGCUCGAGAGGCUCAUCUGGAUCCGCCGGAUUUCCUGGGCCCAGAGGUGACAAAGGAGAGGUUGGCCCCCCGGGGCCACCAGGAUUGCCUGGAGCUCCCGGCUUCCCCAGUACCAUCAAGGGACUCAUUGGGAGAGCAGGCCUCCCUGGCUCCGCAGGACGACGGGGCUUACCUGGCCUGAAGGGGUCCCCUGGAAUCACGGGUUUCCCAGGAAUACCAGGGGAAAGCGUAAGUGCACCCAGCUCUUGGUCUCUGCACCAGGGAAGGACCUCCGUAGCAGGGGGACAGGCCCCUGCGCCCCAUCUUUCUGGCCCCAGCCCACUUCCCGGCCCCUUCCCCUAG